This is a messenger RNA of Cannabis sativa, 936 nucleotides long. RefSeq lists its product as uncharacterized. NCBI's taxonomy places the organism in Eukaryota, Viridiplantae, Streptophyta, Magnoliopsida, Rosales, Cannabaceae. The coding region runs from base 184 to 726 and encodes 180 amino acids. The transcript has 2 exons. The record is from RefSeq and is a predicted model, not a curated record.
AAGAAUAAAUGUCAGUGGACUGGUGACUGAGUAUAUAUUAUUAUUAAGAGAAUAAAGAAAACCCUAAUCUUAGCCACCAACCUCUUUUAAACAGUUCAUAAAAUUUUCAUUAUCACUCCUUAAAUAUUCCUUUUACUCUCUCUCUCUCCCUAAAUUGUAAAGAGCCAACAAGGCAAGCCAACUAUGAGUAUCUACCAUUGUAGUAAUCAUCUUUUUCUUCUUUGGUUUUCUCUCUCUGUACUACCCAUCUCUCUCUCCUCCACCUCAUCUUCAUCAUCAUCAUCGCUGCCGUCCGACAUACACGAUCUUCUCCGGUCAAAAGGAUUACCGGCGGGUCUCUUCCCUAAGGAGGUAAAGUCGUACACCCUCUCCGACGAAGGGCAACUAGAAGUGAUCCUCCACGGACCAUGCUUGACCAAGUUUGAGAACAGAGUGUUCUACGACGCCGUUUUGAAGGCCAACCUCAGUUAUGGAAGUCUCAUGGGAGUUGAGGGUUUGACUCAAGAAGAGCUCUUUCUAUGGUUACCAGUCAAAGACAUCAUCGUUAAAGACCCAAAAUCAGGUCUUAUAUUCUUUGACAUUGUUGUUGCUCACAAACAACUCUCCUUGUCACUCUUCGAAGAUCCUCCUAAUUGUAAUCCCCAACCCCAAAGUGAAGGUGUUUUGAAGAAUAAUUUGUUGAAAGGAAAAGGAAUUGAAGCUCUGAGAUAUAAAGAAUAUAAAUAAAAAAAAAUGCCGACUUGUUUCAACUUUAAUUGUCUUUUCCUUUGUACUGUGUAUUUUUGAAAUUAUAUAAUAUAGUCUAAUUACAGUUAUCUAAUCACUAGGUGGCAUUGGUUAUUCCAAGAUUAGAUAGAGAGAUUAGGCUGAGUGCUUAGGAGAAUAUGGUAAAAGCUAUAUGUGUUGGAAUCAAUGAGUACUGAUUAAUUAAAACUA